This is a messenger RNA of Pezoporus flaviventris, 915 nucleotides long. It is a transcript of the gene AP4S1, whose product is annotated as adaptor related protein complex 4 subunit sigma 1. Lineage: Eukaryota; Metazoa; Chordata; Aves; Psittaciformes; Psittacidae. The record is from RefSeq and is a predicted model, not a curated record. Gene Ontology annotation, biological process: protein transport; vesicle-mediated transport. The transcript has 6 exons. Gene Ontology annotation, cellular component: intracellular membrane-bounded organelle. The coding region runs from base 205 to 639 and encodes 144 amino acids.
GGCUGCCUCCGGAGCCAGGAGCCCAGGCGAGCGCCAUGCUAAAAACCAAAAUGGCUGCCCCAGGGAAAGAAGCCCAGCUCAGGCUGUGAGGGGCUGCGCCUUCGCAUACCCAGCCUCUUCGCUCGCCGGACGUCGCCAAGAAAUACUCUCCUUGAUUCCUGCACCCCACGUUCAGACCUUCUGCUGAGAUCAACAAAACCAGAAAUGAUAAAAUUUUUUCUUAUGGUAAACAAACAAGGUCAAACAAGACUUUCUAGGUAUUAUGAGCAUGUAGAAAUUAAGAAACGGACAAUGCUGGAAGCUGAAGUAAUCAAAAACUGUCUUUCCCGUUCAAAGGAUCAGUGCUCUUUCAUUGAGUAUAAGGACUUCAAGCUGGUAUACCGACAGUAUGCAGCCCUUUUUGUAGUUGUUGGAAUCGACCACACAGAGAAUGAGAUGGCAGUAUAUGAACUAAUUCAUAAUUUUGUGGAAGUUCUGGACAAAUACUUCAGCAGAGUGAGUGAAUUAGAUAUCAUGUUCAAUUUGGACAGAGUGCACAUCAUUUUGGAUGAAAUGGUGCUAAAUGGUUGCGUUGUGGAAACAAACAGGAACAGAAUUCUGGCCCCUCUGCUGGUGCUUGACAGAGUGGCAGAAAGCUAGGAAGAUGCAAGACUGACUAAAGCAUUCUGCUAAGGAUGAUGAAGCCAUCAAGAGCUGACAGCAGCGUUCUGAUGCCAUUAAGGCUGACUCAUGCAAUAUUCAAAUUAGUUGGAAAAUAUUUCCUGUUUCUCCUAUGCCCAGUGUACCUAAUGGAAAGACACAGCUAUACAUAAAGUGGAACCUUCCAUUUCAGAUGCAGCUUUCUUGACCCAGCAGAAGUCUUCCUGCAACAGUCAACGCUUUUUCAAACUGAGAAUAAAGUAGUGGCAACUUGCA